Messenger RNA from Pollicipes pollicipes, 1316 nucleotides. RefSeq lists its product as uncharacterized. The record is from RefSeq and is a predicted model, not a curated record. The coding region runs from base 168 to 1316 and encodes 382 amino acids. NCBI's taxonomy places the organism in Eukaryota, Metazoa, Arthropoda, Thecostraca, Pollicipedomorpha, Pollicipedidae. Gene Ontology annotation, molecular function: rRNA (uridine-N3-)-methyltransferase activity. Gene Ontology annotation, biological process: rRNA base methylation. The transcript has 6 exons. Gene Ontology annotation, cellular component: cytoplasm.
CAAGACAACCGAAAUGCUCGCUUGCAAUGGUAUUUAUCGUCUUGGAUGCAGGGAUGCAAUGACACACAGGCCGCUUUGCUCAGUGUUAUGUUAGCCCUUACUUAGCUAUCGCUGGCCAAAAGUGCUCUAUUGUAGACAACUCAACCAAUACUGUGCGAUAAGGAACAAUGGUAUUCCCAGUUGGAGGACAGCAGUUGUUUGUGGGGGAGGGAGAUUUCUCUUUGACCCGCUCUCUUUUUGAGCAUCACAGUCUUCCCAAGGAUGCCAUCAUAUCAUGUUUCUCAGAGGAUCUCACUGAGGAAGCUGCUGAGAAUGCUGAAUACCUAUCAUCAGCAGGGAUAUCUGUGAUAACUGGUGUUGAUGCAACAUGCCUAGAAAAACAUCCAGAUAUAUCAAGGCAUACAUUUGACUACAUAAUCUUUAAUUUUCCUCAUACUGGGCACAAAAUGAAGAUUCAGCUAUGCAGAACACUGCUCAGAAAUUUCCUUUGCUCUGCAUCAAGCCUGCUGACUGCUCAGGGACAGGUGUGGGUGACGCUGUGCGCCGGCCAGGGCGGCACGGCCGGUGAGGUGGCACCCCGCGCCUGGUCCGACUCGUGGCAGCUGACGGCGCAGGCGGCCGCCGCGGGCCUGCUGCUGCGCCGACUGGAGCCGUUCCGACCCGAGCUGUAUCCAGGCUACCGACCCACCGGCAACCGCGGUCGCCAGAGCCGCACCUUCCACACCGGGCGGGGCGUGAUACACGUGCUGGUGCGGGGCGCGCCGCUGCCGUUGGACCGCCUGGCAGACCGGCUGGACGCUGGCGGGCGGGCGCUGCUGCUGGACGGCGCGCCACUGCCUCUCGCUCAGUACUGGCUGCGCCGGCUGCCCCCGGCCGACGACAGCCUGGCCGCGCUGAUCGUCAGCCGCCUGACGUCCGCCGCGGCCGCCGUCCGCCGCCGUCUGCUGGUACGCCACGAGGGCCGCCUGUUCCGCGCCGAGGACGCCGUGUUCGAGUCGGCCGGCGACGACAGCGUGUACCACCCGCCCGCCUACCAGCUGGACAUGAGCUUCUGGCUGGACGGCGGCGCGGCCGCGGACGAGUCGUUCUCGUGGGCGCGGCUGCGGCGCGCGCUGCGUGCCGUACUGGGCGAGGUGCUGGUGUCGCUGAGCCGACUGGACGAGUACACGCAGCCGGACUCGGGCCGGCGCGCCUGCACCGUGCGGCUGCAGUACCAGGACCUGAGCAGCCCGCUGAGCUACGAGGCCGCCCGCCGCCUGCACGUGCAGGUGCUGCCCGACAUACUGAGCCACGCGCUCGGUGUGCAGCCGCGGUGA